Molecule: messenger RNA, 1323 nt
Organism: Procambarus clarkii (red swamp crayfish)
Lineage: Eukaryota; Metazoa; Arthropoda; Malacostraca; Decapoda; Cambaridae
Source: RefSeq, a predicted model, not a curated record
CUACGACACGCUUGUGCUCGUAUACUGCACUCAGGAACAGUCUUGUGGCCACACCUGGCAAUGUUAGGCGUUCCCUAAGAUCAGGGAGGAGAGUGUCGACCAGAGUCAGGGAGGAGAGUGUCGACCAGAGUCAGGGAGGAGAGUGUCGCCCAGAGUCAGGGAGGAGAGUGUCGCCCAGAGUCUGAGAGGAGAGUGUCGACCAGAGUCAGGGAGAUGUCUGUCCUUGAGCGACUAGGAACGUUCUUUUACAUAAUCGACCCCAGGAGAUCGACCUUCCAGCAUGUUGAGGAGAUUCCUGACUAUGUUAAUCAGGCGGUGCCGCUGUUCAUCACGAUGGUGGUGCUGGAGUGGACGGUGGUGUGGCUCCGGGACGGGGUGAAGUUCAGGCACAACGACCUCGUCACCUCCGUCAUGCACGGCAUCGUCUACGAUGUCCUGGGGCUGGUGGUGCUGCGAGGGUUCGCGCUGCUGGGGUACGAGUGGCUGUACGAGCACCGCCUCCUGCACCUGGACUGGUCGUCACCGGUGACCUGGGUGGUGGCCGCUCUGGGCGUCGACCUGGGCUACUACUGGUUCCACCGAGCCACUCACGAGAUCAACUUGGUGUGGGCCAGCCACCAGGUCCAUCACUCCUCCGAGGAGUACAACCUCUCCACCGCUCUCCGCCAGUCCAUGUUCCAGAAGUAUUUUUCCUUUGGCUUCUACCAGCCUCUGGCCCUGCUUGGGGUGCCCCUGGCGGCGGUCCUGGUGCACCUGCAGUUCAAUUUACUGUUCCAGUUUUGGAUCCACACAGAGGUGGUGAGGAAGUGCGGGCCGCUGGAGUGGGUACUGAAUACGCCGUCUCAUCACCGCGUCCAUCAUGGGGUCAACAAGUGGUGUCUGGACAAGAACUAUGCUGGCGUCCUCAUCAUCUGGGACCGUAUGUUUGGCACCUUCCAGGCUGAGCGCCACGACCAGAAGAUCACUUAUGGCCUGGUCGACCAGCCGAAGUCUCUUAACGUCAUAUGGCUCCAGGUCUUCUACUUUAGAGCAGUCUUCCGCAAGGCCCUGAGUAUGACCACGUGGGGGGACACCCUGAGGGCCCUCUUCUAUGGGCCCGGCUGGUUCCCCGGGACCCCGCGCCUCGGGGACCCGGACACCUUCCCAGACAUCAGGGGCCCAAGACCCAAGUAUGACCCACAGCUGCCACUGUGGCAGGAGGUCUACAUCCUCCUCCACUUCUUCCUCAUCUUGUUCCUCCAGCAACUGUGGAUCACGCACCUUGAGGUAAGAGGCACAGUCGGUUCUAGUUCGAGGUCUUCCAGUUGAACAUAAGUAUAAUUU